Messenger RNA from Melopsittacus undulatus (budgerigar), 3122 nucleotides. It is a transcript of the gene PTCHD1, whose product is annotated as patched domain containing 1. The transcript is spliced from 3 exons. Gene Ontology annotation, biological process: cognition; chemical synaptic transmission. Lineage: Eukaryota; Metazoa; Chordata; Aves; Psittaciformes; Psittaculidae. The record is from RefSeq and is a predicted model, not a curated record. The coding region runs from base 176 to 2920 and encodes 914 amino acids. Gene Ontology annotation, cellular component: synapse; plasma membrane.
CCGGGCACGGCGGCGUUGCGGGAGGACUAGCGCCCGAGCCGACCCGCGCACGCAGCCAGGCGGGAGCGCACACAUUCGCGCACACACAUCGCGCACACCCGCACACUCGCGGCGGCGGCCCCCGGCCCCCCGCUGCCGCGGCCGGCAGUGAGGCGGCGCCCGGUGGGGCUGCCCCAUGGUCUUGCGGGGGCCGUGGGGGAGCUGCGGGGGCUCCGACGCGGCGCUCGCCCUCCUGCGCGCCCUCCGCACUAGGAUGUUGCGGCAGGUCUUGCACAGGGGGCUGGGGACGUCCUUCUCCCGGCUCGGCCACUUCGUCGCCAGCCACCCAGUGUUCUUCGCCUCGGCGCCCGUGCUCAUUUCCAUUCUGCUGGGCGCCAGCUUCAGCCGCUACCGGGUGGAGGAGAGCGUGGAGCACCUCCUGGCCCCCACGCACAGCCUGGCCAAGAUCGAGAGGAACCUGGUGGACAGCCUCUUCCCGGUGAACCGCUCCAAGCACCGGCUCUAUUCCGACCUGCAGACACCCGGGAGGUACGGCAGGGUGAUCAUCACCUCCUUCCGCAAGGCCAACAUGCUGGACCAGCACCACACCGAUCUCAUCCUCAAGUUGCACUCUGCUGUGACCAGGAUCCAAGUUCAAAGACCUGGUUUCAAUUACACGUUUGCCCAUAUAUGUAUCCUGAACAAUGACAAGACAUGCAUAGUGGACGACAUAGUGCAUGUACUGGAGGAAUUAAAGGCUGCUCGUUCUUCUAAUCGAACUAAUUUUGCAAUCACUUAUCCGAUUACUCACUUAAAGGAUGGCAGGGAAGUGUAUAACGGGCAUCAGCUUGGUGGGGUUACUGUGCACAGCAAAGACCGGGUGAAGUCUGCAGAAGCCAUUCAGCUCACCUACUACUUGCAGGCAAUCAACUCCUUGAAUGACAUGGUGGCAGAGAAAUGGGAAUCCAUUUUUUGUGACACUGUUGAACUUUUCCAGAAAUCCAACAGGAAAAUCAAAAUGUAUCCUUUCACUUCUUCUUCGCUGAAGGAGGAUUUCCAGAAGACAAGCAGGGUGUCAGAACGCUACCUGAUCACAAGCUUGGUCCUUGUGGUCACCUUGGCCAUUCUCUGCUGCUCCAUGCAGGAUUGUGUCCGCAGCAAACCCUGGCUUGGCCUGCUGGGAUUGCUGACCGUGACCCUUGCCACCCUGACUGCAGCCGGGAUCAUCAAUCUCACUGGUGGGAAAUACAAUUCCACCUUCCUGGGAAUCCCCUUCGUCAUGUUAGGUCAUGGUUUAUAUGGGACUUUUGAAAUGUUGUCUUCCUGGAGGAAAACUAGAGAAGACCAACACGUUAAAGAGAGGACUGCAGCUGUAUUUGCAGACUCCAUGCUCUCGUUUUCUCUCACCACUGCCAUGUACCUGGUCACUUUUGGAAUAGGUGCCAGUCCCUUCACUAACAUUGAAGCAGCUAGGAUUUUCUGCUGCAAUUCCUGUAUUGCAAUUUUCUUCAACUACCUCUAUGUACUCUCCUUUUAUGGUUCCAGCCUGGUGUUUACUGGCUACAUAGAAAACAACUACCAGCAUAGUAUCUUCUGCAGAAAGGUACCAAAGCCAGAGGUAUUGCAAGAGAAGCCUGCAUGGUAUAGGUUUCUUCUGACGGCCAAAUUCAGCGAGGACACAGAUGAUUCAGAGGAAACAAACACUUACGAGAGUCAUCUUUUGGUGUGGUUCCUGAAACGCUAUUAUUGUGACUGGAUAACAAACACUUAUGUCAAGCCUUUUGUAGUUCUCUUUUACCUUGUUUAUAUUUCCUUUGCCUUAAUGGGCUACCUGCAGGUCAGUGAAGGGUCGGACCUGAGCAACAUCGUAGCGACUGCAACACGGACCAUUGAGUAUACGACUGCACAGCAGAAGUAUUUCAGUAACUACAGCCCAGUUAUUGGGUUCUACAUCUAUGAGUCAAUCGAGUACUGGAAUACCAGUGUCCAGGAGGAUGUGCUGGAGUAUACCAAGGGCUUUGUGAGGAUAUCUUGGUUUGAAAGCUACUUAAAUUACCUUAGGAAACUCAACAUAUCUACUGGGUUGCCCAAGAAGAACUUCACUGAUAUGUUGAGGAACAACUUCCUGAAGACCCCUCAGUUUGCCCAUUUUUCAGAGGAUAUCAUCUUUUCCAAGAAAUAUAACAAUGAAGUUGAUGUCGUGGCCUCCAGGAUGUUCUUGGUGGCCAAGACAAUGGAAACUAAGAGGGAAGAACUUUAUGACCUCUUGGAGACCCUGAGGAAGCUCUCUCUCACCUCCAAGGUGAAAUUCAUUGUUUUCAAUCCAUCAUUUGUGUACAUGGAUCGUUAUGCUUCUUCAGUGGGAGCACCCUUACAAAACUCCUGCAUUAGUGCUUUAUUUCUGCUCUUCUUCUCUGCAUUCCUUGUGGCAGACUCUCUGAUCAAUGUCUGGCUCACUCUAACUGUUGCCUCGGUUGAAUUUGGAGUUAUAGGUUUUAUGACAUUGUGGAAAGUGGAACUAGAUUGUAUUUCUGUGUUGUGCUUAAUUUACGGAAUUAAUUACACAAUUGACAACUGUGCUCCACUGUUAUCAACCUUUGUCCUGGGCAAAGAGUUCACAAGAACUAAAUGGGUGAAAAAUGCCCUGGAAGUGCAUGGGGUAGCUAUUUUGCAGAGCUACCUCUGCUAUAUUGUUGGUCUGAUUCCUCUUGCAGCUGUGCCUUCAAAUCUGACCCGUACACUGUUCAGGUGCUUGUUUUUGAUAGCAUUAGUCACCUUCUUUCACUGCUUUGCCAUUUUACCUGUGAUACUGACUUUCCUGCCACCGUCCAAAAAGAAGAGGAAAGAGAAGAAGAAUCCUGAAAACCGUGAGGAAAUAGAGUGUGUUGAAAUGGUGGAUAUGGAUAGCACCCGAGUGGUUGACCAAAUUACAACAGUCUAACUUGUUUGUUUGUUGCUUUUUUUACACUAGAUCUUACUGAGGGAAAAAAAAAAUAAGAAGAAGAAAGAAACCAGUAGUGACUAAAUAUCUGAGGAAAAGAAGUAGUUUGGAUGUUUUCCUUCCCCCUCCCCCUCCAAGCUAAAUCCAGGAAUAUUCAAAAUGAUGGGAGAAAUUAAAAAUAUUUUUUUUUAAAGAGCUGCGG